Molecule: messenger RNA, 801 nt
Organism: Prorocentrum cordatum
Lineage: Eukaryota; Dinophyceae; Prorocentrales; Prorocentraceae
Source: the annotation of a GenBank genome assembly
AUGGCUAACCGCGCGCCCGCCUCCGGCUCCCGCCCGCCGUCGGCUCCGCCUCCGGCGGUGCGGUGGCACGUGGCGCGGCCGGAGGGCCAGGCAGAGUUGCACGGGCCGUCGCCGCAGGCGGAGGCGAACCUGACGACGCUCCCCUCACAGGAUAUGGACCAGACAAUAAGCCUUUCCCUGCGGGAUGUGGACCGCACGAGAGCACCGAGCGAGCUGCAGCGGAUGAUGGGCCAGUUCGGCAUGCCGCAGCCGCCCCCUCUGGCCGCUGAGCCUGGCGCGGCAGCCGGGGCCUCGCGGCCGCCGCCCUCGCCGCCGCGGUCGCCCCAGAGGUCUUUGGGCGCCCCGUCGGCGGCGGGGACGCAGGUGCUCGGCACAGCGGUGAGCGUCGUGGAGACGCUGGAGGAGGUGGGCGCGAGCAUGGUGCUGCGGGAGCCGCCCUUCGCGGCCGCGGCGCCGCCCGUGGGCCAGACGCGGCCUGCGACGCAGCGGGGGCGGGCGACAGGGGCCGACGCCGGGCGAGCGGCGGCGGACCUGCUGGGCGGCACCGUGCCGGUGCAGGAGUUCCACCAGGUCGUGGCGGAGCUUCCAUCCACCUGCGACCUGGUGCCCUGCGCGGACGCCUUGCCAACGCGCUCGCAGGACAGGCCCCCCGCGACAGAGUGGUGCUCGGAGACGCCGCCCCCGGCGGCGGUGGCCUUCCCGCUGGCCGAGGGGGGGCGCGCGCCCGAGGAGGAGUGGCGGCCGCCUGCCCCAUCCCAACGCCCGCCGCGGGCCCCCGCGGGGGCGUCCGCGGCGGGCUAG